CCCCCACCCCUCUCACCGUAAACAUCUGGUUUCCUGGUUGACCGGGGGACUUGUCCCGUCUUUUCAUCGAGAAAGGGCUGUGGGUCAUGCCUCAGGUGCCAUGCGUGUUGCCAUGGUGACCAGGCCCGGUGGCCCCUCCCCCCUCCUCCCGUGGUUGGUCCAGCUCUUGUUGUGGUUCCACCCCUAUGGCGCUCAGCUGGCGGGCGCCGCCCCCCCGUGCCCCUCCCCCUGCACCUGCUCUAAUCAGGCCAGCCGGGUCAUCUGCACCAGGAAGACCUUAGACCAGGUGCCGGAGAGCAUCUCAGAGAACACACGAUACCUCAACCUCCAGGAGAACUCCAUCCAGGUGAUCAAGUCGGACACGUUCAAACACCUGCGUCACCUGGAGAUCCUCCAGCUCUCCAAGAACCACAUCCGGCAGAUCGAGGUGGGGGCGUUCAACGGCCUCCCCAACCUCAACACCCUGGAGCUCUUCGACAACCGGCUGACCGUGGUCCCCUCGCAGGCCUUCGAGUACCUGAGCAAGCUGCGGGAGCUCUGGCUGAGGAACAACCCCAUCGAGACGCUGCCGGCGUUCGCCUUCCACCGAGUCCCGUCCCUGCGUCGUCUGGACCUGGGGGAACUCAGGAAGCUGGACUUCAUCUCGGAGGCGGCCUUCGAAGGGCUGGUCAACCUAAGGUACCUCAACCUGGGCAUGUGUGGUCUGAAGGACAUCCCCAACCUGACGGCCCUGGUCCGCCUGGAGGAGCUGGAGCUGUCGGGGAACCAGCUGGGCAUCGUACGGCCCGGCUCCUUCCAGGGGCUGGUGUCGCUGAAGAAGCUGUGGCUCAUGCACUCCAGGGUGUCUGUCAUCGAGCGCAACGCCUUCGACGACCUGAAGAACCUGGAGGAGCUCAACCUGUCGCACAACUCGCUGCACUCGCUGCCCCACGACCUGUUCACGCCGCUGCACCUGCUGGAGCGCGUGCACCUCAACCACAACCCCUGGGUGUGCAACUGCGACGUGCUGUGGCUGAGCUGGUGGCUGAAGGAGACGGUGCCCAGCAACACCACCUGCUGCGCCCGCUGCCACGCCCCGCCGGGGCUGAAGGGGAGGUACAUCGGCGAGCUGGACCAGAGCCACUUCACCUGCUACGCCCCGGUCAUCGUGGAGGCUCCGACCGACCUCAACGUCACCGAGGGCAUGGCGGCCGAGCUCAAGUGUCGCACGGGGACGUCCAUGACCUCCGUCAACUGGCUGACGCCCAACGGCACCCUGAUGACCCACGGCUCGUACCGCGUCCGCAUCUCGGUCCUCCACGACGGCACGCUCAACUUCACCAACGUCACUGUGCAGGACACGGGCCAGUACACCUGCAUGGUGACCAACUCGGCCGGGAACACCACCGCCACGGCCGUGCUCAACGUGUCGGCGUCGGACCCCAGCAACAGCUACAGCUACUUCACCACCGUCACCGUGGAGUCGGUGGAGACGGUGCAGGAGGAGAACUCGGCCCGGCAGUACAUCAACGAGACGCUGAUCGAGUUCCCGAGUCCCACCAGUCAGGGCGGACUGAUGGAGGGGGUGACCAUCUCCCCCUUGCUGUCCUCCCUCCCCCCACGGGCCAACGUCGGCCCUGAGAAGACGGUCACAGACUCCUUUAUGGAGGUCACCAACAUACCGGGGCUCGACGACGUCAUGAAGACCACCAAGAUCAUCAUCGGUUGCUUCGUCGCCAUCACCUUCAUGGCGGCGGUGAUGUUGGUGGUGUUCUACAAGCUGAGGAAGCAGCACCAGAUGCACAAGCACCACGGGCCGGCCCGGGCCAUAGAGAUCAUCAACGUGGAGGACGAGAUCGGCGCCGGCACGGGCAGCGGCAUCUCCGGCGGGUCGACCAUGCACGGCGGUGGCGGCGACGGGACCCUGAGGAUCCACCAACCGGAGAUGGUCAACCUCCCCAACGUGGGACGCUCGGACACACUCAACCACUACUACAAGACCCACCACUUCAACAACAACGUGAUGGGCCUGAGCAUCGGCAGCGACGGGAUGGGACACGGCGGGAUCCUCAGCAACAAGAACAACCAGCAGAUCCAGGAGAUCCCCAUCUCCUGCACCUCGGUGCCCAUCUCCACGUCCAACCUGCUCAACACCUCCGGCAACGGCACCAACCCCAGCGCCAUGUCCCUGCCCAUGCCGACCAUGGGCCUUCACGGCUCCAUCAAGGGCUUCAUGGCCCAGAACCAGAACCCCCAGAUGGAACCGCUGCUCUUCAAGGGGAACUCCAAGGAGAACGUCCAGGAGACUCAGAUCUAGAAGAGACGGGGACGAGACGGAUAGCUCGAGAGCGGGGGAGAAGGAGAGAGUGAGCGAGACGGAGACGGCGCCGGAGAGAAGGGGCGCUGGAGUGGAACACAGAGAGGGGUUUGAUGCUGUGUUGGAAAAUCAUUGACAUCACACCAAGAGAGGAGAGACGCUGCAAUACUCAAACACACAGACUGCUCAGUGUCCCCACAAAACUGUCACAACGGCCCCUUUGUGUCUGUAGUGAAGCUAGUGGCUGCGGAGCUAACGGGACUUUGCUAAAAUGUAAAUCUGUGCCAAAGCAACUGUCUCAGUUGUACUCUAAUAGGGAACAUAGCCUUUCCUGUAGCUCCCUGUGUUUAAUAUUGGCCAGCCCAGACGAAAGACAUUCUCCCCAGAGACACUAAGGACAUUAGGGUACACCAUUGUAGAGAAACUUCUCUUUUCAAGGCCCAAUCUGUCUCAAACUCACCUGGUAGGCUCCAUGUUCAUGGUAAUUAUGACGUCAUAACAGAAGGACAGGCGGGUACAACCUACUGUGAAAAAUACACAAAUUAUAUAAAUAUAUUUUCAUUUGAAUAUGUAACAUUGCAGGCUCCAAUGCAGAGAUAUUUUGCGGUGGACGUGCGCUGGUAUCGUUUGUUUCUUUGUGACUAAGCAGGGGCGGCGAGGGGGGUGGGAGAAUAUAUGAAACAUGUUUUGAGUUUGGCUACUUCUCAGAAACAUAAGGGCUCAAUCGCAACACUCAUCGUGAAUCUUUGAAUUGGCUUAGUGACAUGAACUCCAUUUAGGUUGUAGGACGGUAAAAACGCAAAUCUCUGUUUGACAAACUUUUGUCUGUUGCUUCAGCUGUAGUCAUCACAAACUUUUUGUGUUCUGAGAGUAUAUUAUGUAUUUUGUAAAAGCCAGCUUCUUGGUUUUGGAAAUGAAAGCUCCGAUCCUUCAAAGCCAGCAACUGAAAAAGUUUAAAUGAUGUUCCACAAGCAGACGCCGUGAGGUCAUCUGACGCAGUGACCUAUAUGGGCAGAGAAAGUGGUGACAGUGUGUUAUUGAAUCUGACCAGUAGGCAGAACUUUGCUUUUUGAAAGAAAUGUGAUCUCUUUGCUGUCAUAGGAUGGACCAGCAGUAUUCAAGGAAGGAUGUGACGUCCUUAUUUGGUCGACUUGAUUGAACGAAUGGAAAUGUACAGUAUAAUAAUAAUAGUAAUGUUUGGUUGUACCACAAUUGUAAGAUUCACAUUUUUACAGUGUAACUUUCAUAUGUUAAAAAAGACCAUUUACGCUUCUUGCGUUCCCGCGAUGUAUUCCUUUAUUUUGGUUAGUUUGAUAUAAUGUGUUUAGUUGUCUAGCCAUGUAUCAUUACGUGUGAAAUAAAUCAAUCAUAUAUUGG
Molecule: messenger RNA, 3673 nt
Organism: Gadus morhua (Atlantic cod)
Lineage: Eukaryota; Metazoa; Chordata; Actinopteri; Gadiformes; Gadidae
Product: leucine-rich repeat-containing protein 4B
Exons: 2
Coding region: 101-2296 (731 amino acids)
Biological process (GO): synaptic membrane adhesion; regulation of postsynaptic density assembly; regulation of presynapse assembly
Cellular component (GO): plasma membrane; postsynaptic density membrane; glutamatergic synapse
Molecular function (GO): signaling receptor binding
Source: RefSeq, a predicted model, not a curated record